UCUGUAGAAUUUUAAAAGGGGAACUUUCACUGCAAUCUUGAUUGGCAGACAGGGAAAAAUGGACGACCUUGAACGCGAAAUAUAUGGACCGUAUUAAAAUUUAUGUGGAGAUGUUAAUCUGGGCCCGUGAUGGUGACCGUUGAAUGACUUACGUGAAUUGAAACAUGCUGAUAGCAAAAGAUAAAACUUCCCUUUAUACUGUACGCAUCUACAGCGAAAUCAUUUAUAUGACCUUUAUGCUGAGAACAAAACCUGUGUACUUUGCGCUUCACCAGAAGGACAAGAUGGCCACAGAAUUGUCACGCCAAACCGAGGAGAUCUACAAGAAAGUAUUAAACGCCAACGUCUCAUUUCAGGAGGCUUUGGAAAUAUACAAGGACUGGGCCCCAAUAUACGACGACUCUGCAAAGAUUCUGAAUCACGAAGGUCCCUCAAUAUUGGCCAAAGAAGUGGAGAAACUCUUUGACGAAAAGAAACACGCCCUCAUUUUGGACGCCGCGGCUGGAACUGGGCUGCUGGGUUUAGAGUUGAAGAAUAGCGGUUUUCACAACCUCGAUGCCUUAGACGCUAGCAAAGAAAUGUUGGAAAAAGCAAAGGAAAAGAAUCUGUACAGAAACGUCGUCUGCGACAUUUUAGGCCCAAACCGCCUUGACAUACCAGACGAUACCUAUGACGCCGUCGUUUCUGUGGGAAGUUUCGGUCCAGGUCACGUGGACGGAAGUUGUUUGGCUGAACUGAUACGUAUCGUUAAGCCGGAUGGCUACAUCGUGAUCGUCAUGAGCAAGGAAUUGUUGGACGAGGAAUAUGGACGAGAUCUUCUGGAAAUUAUGGAUGACCACGUCAGUGCAGGACGCUGGACAGUGGUCUCCAGGCGUCCGGUUCUCCGUUACACUGGGGUAAUGGACGGAAUGGUGCUUGUACAUCGCAUCAAAUGAACAUCAAUGUAAGGGACUAUUUAUAAUGAAUUUUGUCAACCUAGUUUAUGUGGGGCCAACUCCCCAUCCCAUAAAAACUAUUUUGUUGCGGAAACCACGUCAACGAUGUCAAAUCCGUGAUAUGAAUUGGCUCGACCGCGUCUUAAGGAUGAAAUGGGGAAGAAUCGAUCUGAUGUACCCCUGUUGGGAGGCGUAAGCCCGGGGGACCUUAGAAAAGAACAAUCCAGAGUAAGUUACACGUGAUGGGUUUAACCUGGAGCGAGACGUGUAAAGUAGAGAAAGACCGCGCGGAAAGGCGUCCCCGUGCCGCGGCCGUAUUUCCCAGCGGCGAAGAUGGGGAUAAGUGAUAGGUGAACUAAAACGCCUCCUCUUUUUUCCCGGUGUACUCAUAUAAUCACCAGCCUUCCUGUUUUCUACUCAAGGCCAAGAAGAGGCUUGUUAAUCUGAUUGCAUUCACCAAGAGUCAUGUGCAGUUGGGGUGCAUUAGCUAGGUCGACAAAAUUCAUUGUGAACUGCCCCUUAGACAGCAACGUGUCAGCGUGGUAGAUGCGUGAUGUAUGUUUGUUCACAAAUGUGACGUAAAUUGAAUGAGAUUUUGUAAUUGGCUGCUGAUUGCGGCAUGCUACGAGUAAAUGAAAUUUACUGAGUUUAAUCAAAAACAAUGAUUUCAUGCUCCCAAUCAGUGUACGUUUGUUUGGAAGUUGUGUUAAUAACGUGUUUAAAUAAUUCCUGAGAAAUCUGUUAUUAGGUUUUGAAAUGGUAAAUAUUAACCAAUAGAAAUCGAAUUAUGGAAAAAAAUCUUUAAUAGAUGUUUGAAUUAUUCCAAGUUAGUUUCUUUACAAAAGACAAAAGUUGUGUUUUGUUUUUAAAAGUCUGGGCCGUCUUCACUACAUGUACGUGUGAAGUAGACCGUUUCAAUUCACUAUUGUGUAUAAAAAGACUUACGGUUUUAUAAUUGUUAAAUGUGGGACGUAUUCUAUCAACUAUGCCUAGUUUGUCUAAGUUUCAGACCUGAAAGGACCAUAUGGUUUAUUUUUUAAAAAGAAACAUUAUAGUCGAGUAGCCAAAAAUUGCGAUCCAAGCGAGACGAGAAGACAAUAUUCAUAUUCGUUCAAGGGAGUUCGUUCGCGAAAGAGCGUCAGUGGGAGAUCGUUAUCGAUUAUUUUAACCCUCCCCCCUUGAAAUGUAUCGUUUUUACUUAUUUAUUUAUUUCGUUUUAUUUUUAACCCCGCUCUCGCUUACGGCACUUGGAAAAGUUGGACGCCGUGAAAUUUAGAGGAAAUUACAGGUGGCAAUAUUGGACGGCCCGUACCCCAAUCCUGUGAAAAGCCUUGUAUGGAAAUGAAGUCAGCAUUUUAAACAUUCACUUUUAUUGGCCAUAUCACAAAAAUAUUGCAUAUAAAAUGGCUGAGCCAUUAACUCAAUUCAAUUUAUUUCUGUACCGGUACAUAUGUACAAAGAUUAACGUUACCUUGUGCAAUAUAGGAUAAUAAUUAUAUAGUAUGUGAAUUAUAAAAUAUAUCUUUAUAAAAUGGACAGAUGAACUUCUUGGAUUACAAAUAAAAUAUGCUCUCUUAAAGGCGAAAUGAAACUGCUUUGUGUGUUUACUGCAGAUUUAUCAAAAAUACAAUUCAUUCAUAUGUAACAUAAUAUAGACCGAUUAAAAUAAACAAGAAAUAUGCUAAGAGUUACGAAGUAGAACAGAUACUUCACUUCUUUUCUUAUAUGAAUUAAUUAUGAAAUUGUAGGGGUAGACUUUAAUAUCUUUAACAUAUACUUUUGCUUUUAUCUUAUCACUGUUAAACACAUUGUAUGAUUUACUUUCUGAUAAUACAGCCUUGUAUCAGCUUAUAGGGACACUUGAGUAAAGAUUGUCUCUUGGUAAGUUUUAUACAUAGGGCACAUAUUGAAGUAUGAAAAGGCAUCAGUCUCCAAUUGCCCCUUGGGGACACAGGCGACAUAUUCUGUCACACCUUUCAGUUUUCGGCAUGGUGUGCCGCCCAGCUUCUAUUUGAAGAUUAUGAUCACUAAGACGUAGUUUAACAAGGGUUAAUGGUGACGGAAUUGCAUUUCACAUGGACGUUUGUUGUACCGCGUGAAGUACAACUAAAGAACAAGAUAUAACUACUCUAAAAUAUUUCAAUGCAGUUUUAUAUAAUAAAUCCACAUUUCCGAAUAAGUUGAAAGUUACUGGUAUUAUUUCACACAAGACUAUUAAUGGUUAAUGAUGGCGGAAUUCACGUGUUGUACGGUUACUUCUAUGGUACAAGUUUACUACAAGAAAUUAUUAUUUUAAUUUUUUAAAAUUCUUAAUGUAUAAGAUAAAAGCUACUGGUAUAAUUUCAGACAAGACUAUGAACAAGAAAGACAUUUUUAUGUAUAAUGUGGAUUAUACAAAUACUGCAGAAGGUGAUCAGAGAUAGCCUUACGAUUCAAGGUAUAGAGAAACUGCUUAAUUCACCCACACACAUGUAAUGAGAAAUUCCUGUAAAGGCUAAAUAUGUGCCGACUUUAUUAUAUUCAUCUGACAAGUCCUUUGCCAUUUGUAAGCCUUGUUUGCAAACACAAAGCUGGUUCUAGAUUUUUCUAGCUUAAUUCUUCAGCUUUAUCAACCCUCUCAAGGUCACUGGUGAGCAGGUAUGUUUUAUUAAUUUCGCCACAACAUCCACCUGUAUGACUUUAAACUCACCUGCUCUCUACACACGGUCAAAUCAAAGUAAUUGUGUAGCAGGCCCUAAUUAUUUUGUGUUUCCCUCCAAUUAUUCUCACUGGACAGAUGCACGCUAUACCAAGACCUCAUGCUUUCAUUUAAGGUAGAAACCAAAAUUUUUCCAUCAGAUGAAGUGAACAUGGAAAGAUCACCUAGUGCUACUGCGACAUUUUUUUCCUCCUGAUUGCCUGCACCUUCAAUUUCUGGGUCAGACAAGCUAUGCAGAGAAGAAUCAGA
Messenger RNA from Lingula anatina, 3882 nucleotides. Its product is annotated as methyltransferase-like protein 27. NCBI's taxonomy places the organism in Eukaryota, Metazoa, Brachiopoda, Lingulata, Lingulida, Lingulidae. The record is from RefSeq and is a predicted model, not a curated record.